AUUGAGGGCCAGCUAUUGGAAACGCAUGGCCUCUGCAUUCCAGCCAAUAACACGCUGUUUAUUGCGGAGAUCAGCAAGCGCCUGGCUCAGUUGGAACCUCAUCUGACGCUAGAGUUCCUCGACGAAUGCAUUCAGGUCUUCAGCACUUCUACUAUCGAGAUGAAGCACCUAUGCCUCGAAUACAUGACACCUUGGCUGCGUAACUUGACCCGUUUCUGCCGAGGAGAUGAAGCCAAACGGCACAAGUUUUAA
Messenger RNA from Protopolystoma xenopodis, 252 nucleotides. Lineage: Eukaryota; Metazoa; Platyhelminthes; Monogenea; Polystomatidea; Polystomatidae. The record is from the annotation of a GenBank genome assembly.